GUGUGGUAACUCUUAUUUUUAAAGAGACAGAUCACACUUUUUAAAUGUUUGGGAUUCAAGAUACUUUAGGAAGAGGGCCAGCUCUGAAAGAGAAAUCACUGAGCGCCGAGAUGGAUUCGGUCAGGUCCUGGGUCCGGAAUGUCGGCGUGGUGGACGCCAAUGUCGCGGCGCAGAGCGGAGUCGCCCUGUCCCGCGCGCACUUUGAGAAGCAGCCGCCCUCCAACCUGCGGAAGUCCAACUUCUUCCACUUCGUGCUGGCGCUCUACGACAGGCAGGGGCAGCCGGUGGAGAUCGAGCGCACGGCCUUCGUGGACUUCGUGGAGAACGACAAGGAACAAGGCAACGAGAAGACCAACAAUGGCACCCACUACAAGUUACAGCUCCUCUAUAGCAACGGUGUCCGCACGGAGCAGGACCUGUACGUCAGGCUCAUUGACUCGGUCACUAAGCAGCCCAUAGCUUACGAGGGACAAAAUAAGAAUCCGGAAAUGUGCCGAGUUCUCCUGACACACGAAGUCAUGUGCAGUCGAUGCUGUGAAAAGAAAAGCUGUGGAAACCGAAAUGAGACUCCUUCAGACCCUGUCAUCAUCGACAGAUUCUUUUUAAAAUUUUUCCUCAAGUGCAAUCAGAAUUGUUUGAAAACAGCAGGAAACCCAAGGGACAUGAGGAGGUUCCAGGUUGUGUUAUCAACAACAGUGAAUGUGGAUGGACAUGUGUUGGCUGUUUCUGACAACAUGUUUGUUCAUAACAACUCGAAGCAUGGGCGGAGAGCGAGAAGACUGGACCCUUCGGAAGGUAGGGCUGUCUGCGGGCAGGGCGAGAAUGCUACCCCCUGCAUCAAAGCCAUUAGCCCAAGUGAGGGCUGGACCACGGGAGGAGCCAUGGUCAUCAUCAUUGGGGACAACUUCUUUGAUGGCCUCCAAGUGGUGUUUGGGACCAUGCUUGUAUGGAGCGAGCUCAUCACUCCUCAUGCCAUCAGAGUGCAAACUCCUCCUCGGCACAUCCCUGGAGUGGUGGAAGUGACUCUGUCUUAUAAAUCCAAGCAGUUCUGCAAAGGAGCUCCAGGGAGGUUCAUUUACACAGCAUUAAAUGAACCCACCAUAGACUAUGGCUUCCAGAGGCUGCAGAAAGUCAUCCCAAGGCAUCCUGGAGACCCUGAGAGAUUAGCGAAGGAAAUGCUGUUGAAAAGAGCUGCAGAUCUCGUGGAGGCCCUCUACGGCACACCACACAAUAACCAGGACAUCAUUUUGAAGCGAGCCGCAGAUAUUGCUGAAGCCCUCUACAGUGUCCCCAGGAAUCCCAGCCAGAUCCCAGCUCUCUCCAGCUCUCCAGCUCACAGUGGCAUGAUGGGCAUCAAUUCUUAUGGCAGCCAACUUGGGGUCAGCAUCUCAGAGUCAACACAGGGAAAUAAUCAAGUGGGUUACAUCCGCAACACAAGCAGCAUCUCUCCUCGGGGCUACUCUUCCAGCUCUACCCCUCAGCAGUCUAAUUACAGCACCUCCAGUAACAGUAUGAACGGCUACAGCAACGUCCCCAUGGCCAACCUGGGCGUUCCAGGGUCACCAGGAUUCCUAAACGGCUCCCCCACAGGCUCCCCUUAUGGAAUCAUGUCAUCAAGCCCCACUGUUGGAUCUUCCAGCACGUCUUCCAUCCUCCCAUUUUCCUCUUCAGUUUUUCCUGCUGUCAAACAGAAGAGUGCCUUUGCCCCUGUCAUCAGGCCCCAAGGCUCCCCUUCGCCCGCCUGCUCCAGUGGCAAUGGAAAUGGAUUCAGAGCCAUGACGGGACUUGUCGUGCCCCCGAUGUAA
Messenger RNA from Eptesicus fuscus (big brown bat), 1805 nucleotides. It is a transcript of the gene EBF2, whose product is annotated as EBF transcription factor 2. The transcript is spliced from 17 exons. Bases 45 to 1805 code for a protein of 586 amino acids. Lineage: Eukaryota; Metazoa; Chordata; Mammalia; Chiroptera; Vespertilionidae. Gene Ontology annotation, molecular function: DNA-binding transcription factor activity, RNA polymerase II-specific; RNA polymerase II cis-regulatory region sequence-specific DNA binding. Gene Ontology annotation, biological process: regulation of transcription by RNA polymerase II. The record is from RefSeq and is a predicted model, not a curated record.